AUGGAUGUAUUUGGAGGAUUACUAAUCAUUUUCCCAGCCAGUUUUAUUGCCUGCAUAUCAGCCCAGCAAAGUCCACCAAAAAUGCAUGAAGGCUGGUGGGCUUACAAGGAGAUGGUACAGGGAAACUUUGUUCCAGUUCCAUCUUUCUGGGGCCUGGUCAACUCAGCUUGGAACUUGUGCUCAGUGGGGAAGAGACAAUCGCCCGUCAACAUUGAGACCAGUCACAUGAUCUUUGACCCUUAUCUCACAUCUAUGAAACUCAAUACUGGUGGACUCAAGAUGAGGGGGACGAUGUAUAAUACAGGUCGCCAUGUUUCUGUGCGAUUGGACAAGGAGCAUCUUGUUAAUAUCUCUGGCGGGCCAAUGAUGUACAGUCAUCGUCUGGAGGAGAUUCGGCUACACUUCGGUAGUGAAGACAAUCAGGGCUCCGAACACCUGCUUAAUGGACAGGCUUUCUCUGGGGAGGUUCAGCUGAUCCACUACAAUCAUGAGUUGUAUACAAAUUUUACCGAAGCUGCCAAAAGCCCCAACGGACUAGUCAUCGUGUCCAUAUUCAUGAAAGUAUCGGAAACAUCGAACAGUUUCCUAAAUCGAUUGCUUAACAGAGACAUCAUCACAAGAGUUACAUAUAAAAAUGAUGCUUAUCUUCUGACGGGACUAAACAUAGAGGAGAUCUAUCCGGAGACAAGUAGUUUUAUCACUUACGAUGGCUCAAUGACCAUCCCUCCAUGUUUUGAAACGGCCACGUGGAUUCUGAUGAAUAAGCCAGUUUACGUCACACGCAUGCAGAUGCACUCUUUGCGCCUUCUGAGCCAAAAUCAACCAUCUCAGAUCUUCCUGAGCAUGAGCGAUAAUGUCCGUCCAAUUCAGCCGCUGAUCAACCGCUGCAUCCGCACCAAUAUCAACUUUAGCAUGCAGAGCAAAGAUUGUCCAAACAAUAGAGUUCAUAAGCUUCAGUACAGAGUGAAUGGAUGGUUACUAAAUUAG
Messenger RNA from Nerophis lumbriciformis (worm pipefish), 987 nucleotides. The record is from RefSeq and is a predicted model, not a curated record. Lineage: Eukaryota; Metazoa; Chordata; Actinopteri; Syngnathiformes; Syngnathidae.